CAGAGUCUAGCUGGAUGCACUUUGCCCGACGAGCGCUUCUUCCGCUAACAACAAUGCCAGAAGUCGGAGUUUGUGAGGAUGAAGACUGGAACGAGCCUGUCGAUCUAUUCUCAGCCGAUGGUGCACCGCUUUCUACGCCUAAGCCAGAUAUUGCCAUAGGUCUCAAGCCGAGUGACCCAACAAACAAUGCUACAUCGGAGCAGAUACACAAAAUUUUGCCCAUGAGCGAAGAAUUUCUCGAAGCAAUUCGACUUCGUAAGGGCCUUCAUCCGUGGCCGUCCCUCAGCAUUCCCGAUGUUGCGUUUCCUUGCUUCAUUUUCGAGGCCAAAUCUGACUCAAGCGUCCUUUUUUUUGCCGAGAAUCAAGCGGCGGGCGGGGUCGCAAAAGCUCUGAAGAUACUGGAAGGGCUCGAACGAGAAUUUCAAGAGGUUGGCGGCACGCUCGAGCACCCCUUGCCUGUGAUCGCGGCUUGCACCCAAGGCGCGUUGUGGGAGGUCUUGCUCGGUUUCAGAAUAGGGCUGGAAGCCAAUCAUUGUGGCAUUCAUCUCGUGCAGCUUUGGCUCGGGCAAACGACAGAUAAGUGGGGGCUUCUUCAGCUUCAGAUCAUCCUCGCACAAAUCGUGCUUUGGAUCAGUCAUACAUAUCGUCCCAAGGUCGAGGAUAUGCUAGAGCGAAUACGGCAAUCUUUCCCGAUUCACGGCUGAGAUACACACUUAUGUUAUGAGUCUUCUCUUCAUUUAGAUUAAUGCUGUGUUGGCGAAGUUGCUACGAAGCCAAUCUUUAGAGAACUCUUUAGAGAACCUCAUGGACACAUUACACUGGUCCUCCCGCCCUGCGCUUAAUAUCAUCGGCAAAGUGUCGUCAAACUAUCGAUUUGGCGCGCUCGAUCACCAUAAAAAGACCCAUGAAAAUGCUCACAUCGAUCGAAAACCUCAUCGCAACAGUCAAGGACGUUAAUAUAGGACCAGCGAU
Messenger RNA from Acaromyces ingoldii, 972 nucleotides. RefSeq lists its product as hypothetical. Lineage: Eukaryota; Fungi; Basidiomycota; Exobasidiomycetes; Exobasidiales; Cryptobasidiaceae. The transcript has 3 exons. The record is from RefSeq and is a predicted model, not a curated record. The coding region runs from base 15 to 704 and encodes 229 amino acids.